Messenger RNA from Rubroshorea leprosula, 1176 nucleotides. The record is from the annotation of a GenBank genome assembly. NCBI's taxonomy places the organism in Eukaryota, Viridiplantae, Streptophyta, Magnoliopsida, Malvales, Dipterocarpaceae.
AAAAAAGGAAAUUGGAAAUAGCUAAGUAAAUGUGUGGUGCUUAUUGGAACAAAGAGAGAAUCUUUUUAAUUUGUUUAUUUUCUGACGAGAGGGCUAACCAACAAAAGCGCCUGUAGCUCAGUGGAUAGAGCGUCUGUUUCCUAAGCAGAAAGUCGUAGGUUCGACCCCUACCUGGCGCGCUUCCUUUUUUUCUCCUCCGAGACCUUUGGUUUUCCCUUAUUUAUUUAUUUUUUCUAAAACCCUAGCUCAGUUCUGAAACUGUCCUCCUUUUUCGGGAGACCAGAAGCAGCCAUGAAAGUCUUCAACGUCAACAAUGGAAGCACCCUCUCUCUUGCCCUCUUCUCCGAUGUCACCAACUCCAAGGAACUCUUAGAUUCUAUGCAAGCUGGAAAACUUGAACCAGAAGUUGCAUUUCUUAAUGCUUCACUUAUCCCAGAUGUUUUCCCUGUUCUAGCUUCUGCACAUAAGACACUGGUUGCCAAGUCGCGGGAGUCAUUAACAACACACACUCUUCAUUCUGAACUUGUUUACAACUACUCAGGAUCUAAACAUAUUACUGAAUCAUUGAAAAAAUGUGGCAUCUCUGAUAGCACAACUUAUAUCCUUGCAGCUCGAUUCAAUGCUAACCCUGAUGAGAUGAAAGCAGUAGAGAAGCUUAUUAAUGGGAAAGAGAUCGAUCUGGAAGAGUUGGAACAGAGAGCGAACCAAGCUCAGAUACAAAAGCAAUACAAAAUAUCCAGCGUGGAGCUCGGGAUAUCCUCUCUUGCAGAUGCUAUAACAUGCCGGAUUGCGGCACGGGAUGCCUUGUGAGUUUUUAUGAGGGAAGAUUAUGUUCUAGUUAAUGUUAGUACCUUAUAAUCUAGUAUCCUCCCCUAGUGGCUGGGAGCGUAGUUCUGUAUGAGAAAUGUAGCUUGGGGAGAAAAAGAAAAGCCAAGUAUUUGUAGGUACACAAACCUAGCCUUGUUGGAAAUCUUUGUGGCAAAGACGUAGGCAAAAACCUGGAAAAGGGUUUGUGAGUCAGAAUUCUUCAAUGUUAACCUACAUUGUUUGUUAGGGCUGCAAACAAACCUGGAAGAAGGGUUGUGUGUCAUACUAAGGUUUAUAAUAUUUUAGUAUAACUUACAAUAAUUUAGAUAUAUAUGAAGUUUGGUUAACCUAUAAAUUGAUUUACAAUUU